Messenger RNA from Alternaria incomplexa, 1008 nucleotides. RefSeq lists its product as uncharacterized. The transcript has 3 exons. Gene Ontology annotation, molecular function: iron ion binding; L-ascorbic acid binding; procollagen-proline 4-dioxygenase activity. The record is from RefSeq and is a predicted model, not a curated record. The coding region runs from base 1 to 1008 and encodes 335 amino acids. Lineage: Eukaryota; Fungi; Ascomycota; Dothideomycetes; Pleosporales; Pleosporaceae. Gene Ontology annotation, cellular component: endoplasmic reticulum. Gene Ontology annotation, biological process: peptidyl-proline hydroxylation to 4-hydroxy-L-proline.
AUGGAAGGCAAGUCAGGGCUCGCGACCACUCGUAGCACGAGUAUUUUACUGCUGCUACUGCUUCCUCUCGCGUCCUUCGGUUUCUUCUAUGCGGGCACUCAGCAGGCGCUCCUGCCUGUACUACACGCGUACUUGCCCAAACAGCUCCAAUCGUACCUGCCUACAUCGGCAUGGGAAGCCACAGCCACUUCACAAUCACAAGAACGUCAGAGUCUGGACAGCCUAGUCAAAGCAUGCACCAAGCACCAGUAUACGACUGAGAUCAUAUCGCUCGAUCCUCUCUUGAUCUAUAUCAACAACUUCACGUCAGCGCGAGAAGCAGAGGAACUCAUCCAUCUUGGGUCCUCUGAAUUCGCCGAGUCCUUCAUCAGCCGCUCGCGAGGCAACACGCAGCGUGUAACAGGGCGAACUUCUCAAUCCGCGCCGCUCCCACUGGGAGACCCGCUUGUCGAAUGCCUUCUCAAUCGCGCGCGAACGUUCAUGGGCUCCAUGCUACUUCCCUCAGAACCUUUCAGCAUCCCGCAACUCGUGCGCUACUUCCCCGCCCAGAAGUACAACCUCCACACAGAUUUCUGGCCCGAACACCAGAUCACUACUCUUGAGAAUGGAAGGCAGAUGUACUAUAACCGUGUUGCGUCUUUCUUCGUGUUUCUGCGCGACAAUUGCACAGAUGGAUACACGUCCUUCCCUCUGGUCGAACCUUCGUCGUCUAUCGAUCUAGAAGGUCUCUAUAACGGCAAAGUAGCUCAUGGGGAGAUGGAUGGGGAAGCCAAAGGCAUGAAGUUCAAGCCCAUCCAAGGAAACGCGGUGUUUUGGGUUAAUCUGGACAAGCACGGCAACGGCGAUAGAAGAGUCGUACAUGCUGGCUUACCUGUGGGCGAAGGAGAGAAGAUUGGGCUGAAUAUCUGGCCCAGAAAAUACUUCGGGUACGUGGACGGUGAUAGUGUUGAUGAGGCAGAGACGGCGCAGGCGGCACGGCAGGGAUGGAGCGGGAAAUGGAAGGACUAG